UUAUCUAUUGCUAAAUUUUGUCCAAACCUUAGAAGACUUUUUGUAAGAUUUAAUAAUGGUGAAAUUGAUAUAUUAAAAAAAAUAUUUAUUAAUUGUCGGUAUUUAGAAAGUAUUAAAAUUUGGUGUGGAGAAGAAUAUUUAAAUGAAAAGGAAGUAUUUGAUACUGUCGUAAAUUAUUCACCAAGUAAUUUUUGUGAAUUAAAAAUAUAUAAUAAUUCAAAGUCAGACUUUGUAUCUCCAAAAGAUUUAGAAUCGUUUUUUAUAAAAUGGAAGAAUAGAAAAUCAAAAAAAUCACUUAAAUUAAUAUUUCUUAAGGAUUCAAAGAUUAAUGGUCGUCGGCAUUAUGGUUUGGAUGAAUUUAAGGAAAAUAUGAAAAUAAUUGAAAAUUAUAAAAAUUUAGGCGUUAUUAAAUUUAUGACUAAAGAUUAUAUAAAAGAAGAGGAGGAGGAGGAAGUAAUAGAGAACUAUUAUUUUUCUAUGCUUGGGAUUAUGUAAUAUAGACACUAUUUUUAUCAAAAUGAAGCGUUCCGUCU
Rhizophagus irregularis DAOM 181602=DAOM 197198 is the source of this 533-nucleotide messenger RNA. The record is from RefSeq and is a predicted model, not a curated record. Lineage: Eukaryota; Fungi; Glomeromycota; Glomeromycetes; Glomerales; Glomeraceae.